CGUUUUUGUGGCUGUAAUCUCACCACUUUCGGUCCCGGGCCGUUGUAUCCCAGCUUGCGCCAAAGUCAUCCUGGUCUAUUUUUGUUUCACAUUCUCUGUUUCACUCGUCAGCGUCAGUAAAGCUUGAUGCUUGGUAGUCUCGUUGGGUAUAUAAAGGCAGAUUUCGACCGUCCUUGCUUGAUAUCAUCAGCAUCAGCAAACCCCACAAACCUACCUCUACCACAACACUUAUAUCCACACAUCACAGUUCAUUGACUGAACGACUUGCCUCGCCUUGAGUACCUGCAAACUAUUCCAAGAUACCCUUAAGCUGCGACCUUCUAUAUCUCACAUCUGUCACCGCCGAGAUCAACCCUAUAACAGGCAAUCAGCAAUGUCUUCCGAAAACAAGCAAACACAAAAGUUAGUCAUUCAUGUCACUCUUGUUGCUCUGCCCAUGCUGACAGCUGUCAAUAGAACUGGCAACGGAGUCAGCAACAGUCUCAGCGCUGAGAAUCUGAGCCGCAUUCCGGAUGGCACCAGCGGAGGUAUAGUGGAGCGCUUCACGCAGUCCCCAGCAGCGGACGAGCCAUACUUUGCGCGAGCACGAAUGCAUGAUCGCUCCGAGCACGCGUCACGGCUCUCGAGCCAGCUCGAAGCGACAGAAAAGGUUCUGGGGAAACGAUAGAGAUGCUUGAUCGCAGGUCACAGUAUUAUGCGAAUAUUUGAAACGUGAGCAUGUAUGAAUAGCAGGAAGGAUUGUCUAUGUACAGAGUCUAU
Aspergillus brunneoviolaceus CBS 621.78 is the source of this 759-nucleotide messenger RNA. RefSeq lists its product as uncharacterized. The transcript has a single exon. NCBI's taxonomy places the organism in Eukaryota, Fungi, Ascomycota, Eurotiomycetes, Eurotiales, Aspergillaceae. The record is from RefSeq and is a predicted model, not a curated record. The coding region runs from base 374 to 667 and encodes 97 amino acids.